GGUGCAGUACCACCAAUGCCGUCUGGCGUAGGCCUUUUUCCAAUUGCUUGCUGCUUCAACCAUUCUUGUCGUGCAAAUGUGAAUAGCUUUUUCCAUAAAAACAAACUGAUCUUCAUCAGUACGGGUAUAAGAAAGGGUGAGGAAAUCUGCGAUAACUAUGGUGCUUCAUUUUUCAAACAAACGAAGCAAGAACGUGCUGGUUUCUUAGCUGGCCGUGGAUUUACUUGUGAAUGCCCGACUUGCUUAACAGACAACUCCAUUGACGACAAGUUGGAGCCUAUCAUAGAACAUCCUGAUCUGAUUUUGAAGUCGCUGCCAAAUGUGAAGGAUUAUAGACAGUAUCGAAAUGCUCUGCCUGAUGGACAUAAAAUCAUUGAGACAAUAGCUGAGAUGUAUGUGGGAUCAGUGGGAGGAAAUGUAAGAAUAUUAUUAAAUUGCGUUCUUGCCGACUAUGAUGCAGCCUGCAAGACACCACGCAAAAAGCAAAAACAUAUGGAAAACAUGCAAGUUCAUCUAUUUGGCGCUCUUGUAAGGAUGCGGACAUUCUUUGGAAAAUUGUAUCCGGCUUAUAACGCUGCUAAGGAGCUAGCAGACCAGCUGAUCGAAAUGGAAGGAACGAAUUCGCUAAAGAAUCUGAGCAACGCUGUUGAAAGCCUGCGCGUGAUUGUGGAGGACUUGAAGCCGGGCUUACCGAGGCUUGAGUAG
Messenger RNA from Cylicostephanus goldi, 705 nucleotides. Lineage: Eukaryota; Metazoa; Nematoda; Chromadorea; Rhabditida; Strongylidae. The record is from the annotation of a GenBank genome assembly.